AAUGCAGUGGAGAAAGCGCAAAAACUAGUCGGGUUCGACCGAAACUCAGCCGCGCGAACGCGCGUUUUCGACGACGCCAGCGACUGGUUUGCGGAAGGCGACAAUGUUUGGCUGUCCCAGGAGCAGCGCCAGCGUGCGCGCGCGGAGGGCAAAAACGCCACUAAACGAGCAGAGCAAGAGAAACGCUCCGUACGGCUAGAUUUGGGGAAGGCUUUUGCUGCUGCCGGCAAAAAGGAACAAGUGACGAUAGACUUCUUCGGACGUGCAGUCGUAGAACGCGGAUCCUCCUCGAGAACAGGCGGCGGCAUCCUGCAAGUGGGGUCGGGCGAAGACAUACAAAGGAUGAACAAGGACAAGCUGAACGAAUUCCACAUGGCUACUGCCGGAUCUAGCCAGAACGACUCCGCAUCGGCUUUUGCGGCAGCCCGCGCGAAACGAGCGGACAUGGUUAACGCGUCGUCCUUGGGCGCUGCGGCAGCAGUAGCCGCAGUCAGUAGGCUCAAAGACGGUCUGCACGCCGGCGCAGUUACUCAAUCCGUAGCACCGCUGCUUGCGAACGGGCGUGCUGUGAGGUGGGUUGCCGGACAGAACGAACAGCUUACGAAAGGCGGCUUCAGUGACGAGCUGCGGGAUGCGCUGGAGCAAGAGGGCGGCAGCAGUUCGAGCACCGCGCCUGCCCGCAGUCGAAAAAUGGCUGACGACGACAAUGAUGAGCAAGUGAAUCGACCUAGGAUGGAGCGCGACGAUUUUCACGAUGAUGGUAUUGACAUGAGCCAACUGGUAGGUGCGCCCGGUGCAGCUGGCGGUGUUGGUGGCGUCGCUGCGUCAGGGGCACUGCGGAACCAUCUGAAGAAAUACGCUGCGGAAGCAGAUACAAGCACAGCGGGAGGAGCUGGGGACGUGACUGGAGCGAUGGGCGAAACAGCUGAUCCUGCUGCAGUGGACCCUCUCAAAGCGAGCCAGCUGUUUCCAGCGCCAACGCCUCUAUUUACUGAUGGUGUGGACAGCGGUAAAUGUCUCACUCUGCACCAGCCUUGGGCAUCUUUGAUCGUCUAUGGCUUUAAACGUGCAGAGGGCCGGCCCUGGAAUGUUGAUGGCAAGAACAAGACGUUUAAUCGGGGACGCGUCUGGAUCCACGCCGCAGCACAGGAAGUCGACACGCAGACUGUUGAGCAAGUGGAGAAGAUGUAUCGCGAGUUGUACAGAGCGUACCCAAAGGUACCACCACUGCCGUCAGAAUCCGGUAUCGGAUAUCCAACGAGUUGCAUCAUCGGCUGCGUCGACAUGCUCAGCAUCGAGGACAACGAAGCGUACAAGAAGCGCCGCAAGCGCGAGUUGGGGCUCACCACCAUGCUGGCAAGAAAAGAUCAUGCGAACAAAAAGGCCAGAGAGCAAGGCUUGAUGGCGGACGACACGACUUCGAAAAAAACUGAUGGUGAAGGAAACAUCUUCUUAACGAAUGACGUUGGGGAACCUGUGGCAAUCAUUGAGGACGAAGAGGCCGACGAAGACGGGUACCAGUCAGCGCAGGACGAGGAAGAACAAGAAGCGGAUCGCGUGCUCGAGAGCAUGAUCGAGGAAAACAACUCCGACUUCAUCUUUUGGCUCGAGACUCCUCGCAAAUUGACGAUCCCAUGUACGUUUACUGGCGACCACAAGUUCUGGGACAUUCCGAAAGACACUUUGAGGACGCUGCAAAAGGCUCUGAUUCCGGUUCGCUGGCCGGCGCAGGGACUGCCUCAGCAGUUUGAAUCUUUGUACAGCAUGCGCUUCGACUUGACGGGUGGCGCUGGCGCCAGAACAAAGAAGACUGAAGACAGCAGGGCGAUCCCGAACGGCGGAGAUGUUGCCGAAAUACCGAUGAAAAAUGAAGUGCAGAAAAAUGGAGAAAACGCAAAGAUCGCUACAUACAAAAACAAAGUCGAUAAGAGCGAUAGGAAAAUGUACGAUUCUCUGGCAGGAGCGGACAAUGCAACUACUUCGAACGGAACUUCAAAGAAAAUUGCUUGUAAGAGCUUCGUCGCGUACACACGCCUUGCCGACAGUUUUAUCCACUUACACGAUCUUUUGAACGACGACGAGCAGCAGGAUGUGGUCGACACCAUCCGAGACUUAGGUCUGCGCGGCGGCGGCCGUGGUUUCUUCGUUGAGCAAAUCGACAGUAAGUCGCGAAAUCCGAAGAUAUGCCGCUUGAGUCUCGGGGAAUUCAUUUUCAACUUCCACAAGGCAGAAUGGGAAAUGGGAGACCUUGACGACCGUGUGGCGGACGGCGACUCAUCUGCAUCGAGCAGGAUUCCCAAGGCCCUCGUGGACUUCUUUCGCCGGGCUGUGAAAAACGCGAAUUUCAACAUCCAGAACAUCGCGGAUCGGUUCGUACCUUACGAAGAAACGCUGAGCGCCCUUGCUGCGAUUCCCGAGGAAGAGGACGGAUUCUCGUCGAGCAAGGCUAAAAGUCCAAAAGGCGUCUCCAGUAACGCGACUUCGAUAAAAGGGGCUGCUGCCGCACUCUCGACGGGUGCGGACUUCACGCCACAGGUAGCAUGGGCUGAAUUCCAUGGCGGCGAUGCCAAAGUUGAGUUGCGACAGGAAGAGGUCGUCGCUACAGAGGAUGUACCAGUAGUGCUGAUCAACAUCGGCGAUUCAGUGAAGAUCACCUACACACUUGGCGUGCCAGUCUCGGAAGGUGGACGAGUACUGGCUGUCACAGUGAAGUCCGGCGACGCGCUUGUUUUUGGCAACCGAUGUAGGCAUUUGUAUCAUGGCGUAGCCGAAGUCUUCAAAGACACUCGGCCACCUUCACUCAACAUGGCUAAAAGCAAAGGAGCUGGAAGACUGGCAAUUAUUCUCAAAUAAUCACACCAUUCAAUUUCAUCAACAUGAUCCAGUAGACAGGGUUGUAAGAAGUCAUCCUCGAGCCCGACCCUUCUCCUCUUUUCAGACCACGCUAACCCUUUUCGUCGUUCUCUUCGAACUUCAAUUUUGAGUUUUUCAAUCACAGAGUUGUAUCUUUCGCACUUCGAAUGAAUAUGAAAAUAGCAGCAUGUUGGGC
This is a messenger RNA of Amoebophrya sp. A25, 3049 nucleotides long. Lineage: Eukaryota; Dinophyceae; Syndiniales; Amoebophryaceae. The record is from the annotation of a GenBank genome assembly.